AUGUCAGUGGAUUGGGAGAACUUCGCUGCCGCAACAGCUGCAUCCGCCUCAAGAGGAUUAAUUGAUCGUUACCCCCAGUCGGACAAGUUGCCUUCGGUGGAUUUCAAGCACGAAGCAGAUCGAGCAUGUCUCAGAGAUCUAUAUAUCACCAGCCCUCCGGAUGAUAAGGCCCGUAUUGAGCAGACAAAAGGCGGUCUUUUACACGAUGUAUAUGCCUGGGUACUCGAAAAUGACGCAUACAUGCAAUGGCACCACAAUCACGACAAUCAAACGCGUCUCUUAUGGAUUAAAGGCGACCCCGGCAAAGGAAAGACUAUGUUACUGUGUGGCAUUAUUAAUGAGCUACAAAGUACUACCAGAAAUCUAUGCUAUUUCCUAUGUCAAGCGACGGAUUCUCGCCUUAAUAAUGCAUCAUCAAUCUUACGAGGGCUCAUGCAUAUGCUUAUUUCCAAGCAACCAUCGUUAAUUUCCUAUCUAAAAACUGAAUACAGCAAGUCUGGGAAACUUUUGUUUGAAGAUUCAAAUUCGUGGACUAUCCUAUCGCGAAUCUUCUUCAAUAUGCUUCAAGACCCCAUUACCAAAGAUUUAACUAUUAUUGUUGAUGCUUUGGAUGAGUGUCUAGCAGAUCUACCACAACUUCUUGGCCUCAUACAAAGCUCUUCACAUCUUCAAGUCAAAUGGCUUGUUUCAAGCCGUAACGAGACAAAUAUCCAGGAUAUACUAGUCCGCAAUAACACUAAACUCAUUAUAAGUCUAGAGCUUAAUACAACUUUCAUAUCGAGCGCAAUUAGUCUCUACAUUGAGUUCAAGGCAAACAGUCUAUCAAAGAUAAAAAGGUAUACACCAGCUGUAAAAGCUUCUAUACAAGAAUACCUUUCACAGAACGCCGAUGGUACCUUUCUUUGGGUUGCGUUGGUCUGCGAGCUACUUGCAAAAGCUCCCUCCUUUGAUCCUCUUCCAAAAUCUGCCGAAUAUCCCCGAGGGCUCAACAACCUCUACGAGCGCAUGAUAGAAAAAGUUCUCAACAACGAAUCAGACUGGGGUAGGCGAAUUCUAGCCAUUAGCACUGUCGCGCGCCGACCUCUAAGCCUACAAGAGUUUGAGACUCUGAGCCCUUUCCCAUCAAAAGUCGAUAACAUCGAGCUCUUGGAAAAGCGCUGGGAGGAAGCGUUGGGCUAUUGUGGUUCUUUUCUAACUAAAAGGAAUGGUAUCAUCUAUUUCAUCCAUCAGUCUGCGAAAAACUUUAUCCUGGACAAGGCCUCCGAUCGACUAUUUCAUGGCGGUAUCGAGCUUGUUCAUAAGCAUAUUUUCAGCAUUUCUAUAUCUGCGAUAACGGCUACUUUAAAAAGAGACAUAUAUAAGCUAGCUAAGCCUGGCUUUUUACUUAAUGACCUGGAUGACACUCCGAGCCCCGAUCCAUUAGCUGCUGUUGGAUACUGUUGUAUCUAUUGGAUUGACCAUUUUGAAGACUCAAUAUCACGAGCCAGUGGCACCCAAGGCCAUGAGAUGAUAUAUGAAUUUCUCUUGAAAAGGUUUAUCUACUGGCUAGAAGCUCUAAGCCUUCUAAGGAGUGUAUACUACGGUCAGGCAGGAUUGCAGAAGCUGAAAAGAUUAUUACCUGAAUCAGAAUUAGUCUGGGAUGCCCAUCGAUUCCUUCAAAUGUUCGGCAAAGUUAUAGAAGAUGCUCCUUUACAAGUUUAUGUGUCGGCUUUACUUUUCAGCCCGGCUAAAAGCAUCAUUCGACAAUCAUUUCAGGCGGAAUCUCCCCAUUGGGUU
Molecule: messenger RNA, 1776 nt
Organism: Trichoderma atroviride IMI 206040
Lineage: Eukaryota; Fungi; Ascomycota; Sordariomycetes; Hypocreales; Hypocreaceae
Source: RefSeq, a predicted model, not a curated record